Scylla paramamosain (green mud crab) is the source of this 2210-nucleotide messenger RNA. Its product is annotated as lysosomal acid glucosylceramidase-like. Bases 145 to 2088 code for a protein of 647 amino acids. The transcript is spliced from 7 exons. Lineage: Eukaryota; Metazoa; Arthropoda; Malacostraca; Decapoda; Portunidae. Gene Ontology annotation, molecular function: glucosylceramidase activity; nucleic acid binding. Gene Ontology annotation, biological process: glucosylceramide catabolic process; DNA integration. The record is from RefSeq and is a predicted model, not a curated record.
UUUAUCGUGAUCCAUUUCAGAUAAUUGAUCUGGCCGUGCGGCCCGUGUUCUGUUUACAUCUUGAUCUGGAUUUACCCUAAUCUGAGUGAUUCGGAUCACAAUCUGGGUGAUCUGGGUCCGGAGGUUGGCAAUAGACGACACUUGAUGAAGCUGCUGCUGGUGGCCAUAUUAGCGGCUGAGUACCCUCUACUGGGGACUUAUUUAGGGGAAUACACAGCAAGAAAACGGCUGAUCCUCAAAGUGAAUGACAAUGGAAGUUGCCGGUACUUUGAGGGCGGCGACAGUCCCGUAUGUGUGUGUGACGUCGCCAGCUGCCCGCCCCUCCACCCCGCCUCCCUCACCCCGCCCUCUGCUGGCCAUGUCGUCACCUACACCUCUUCCAGGGGCGGCCUCAGGUUCCAGGAGCAAGUGGUGGCUGUCCAUGGGCCUGAGAGUGAAGGCGGGCUGAAUGAUAGCAGUAUGAACAGGGCGGUGGUGGAGGUGGCCUGUCUCUCCCCACGUCAGGUCAUGAAUGGGUUCGGCGGUUCCUUCACCGACUCUGCGACCAUCACCAUGAACUCUCUUUCUCCCCCUGUCCUCGAUGCACUGCUCCGGUCGUACUUUUCUCCUGAGGGUCUCGAGUACGAGCUGGUCCGCGUGCCUAUUGGCGGCUCAGACUUCUCAGUAAGACCCUACACGUACGACGACGACCACGAAGGAGAUGUGGAACUGAACCACUUCCAACUUGCUGGAGAGGAUCUGGUUUAUAAAUUCUGUGAGGAGUGUCAUCUGAAAAAAAGCACUGUACGCAAGUCUGUGACUGUGAAGCCAAUUGUAUCCAACAGUAUGAACUCACGAGCUCAGGUCGACUUGAUCGAUAUGCAGAGCCAGCCAGAUGGAAAACAUCGUUUCAUUCUGAACUACCAGGAUCACUUGACGAAGAUGGUGUGUCUUCGGGCUCUACAGACGAAAACUGCUGAAGAGGUUGCUUUCCACCUCGUUGAUAUAUUCUGUGACAAAGGAGCCCCCCAUAUCCUGCAGUCUGACAAUGGAAGAGAAUUCUCAAAUAAGCUUGUCAAGGAAGUUCUGAUGAUGUGGCCAGAGUGCAAGAUGGUUCAUGGCAAACCACGACAUUCCCAAUCGCAGGGCUCGGUGGAACGUGCCAACAGGGAUAUUGAAGCCAUUCUCGCAUGUUGGAUGAAGGACAACAACUCUACACAAUGGUCACAGGGACUGCGCUUUGUCCAGUGGAAGAAAAAUACCCGCUUUCACUCCGGAAUUGGAAGGACACCAUAUGAGGCCAUGUAUGGACAGAAGGCUCGUCUUGGUGUUGACGCAAAUUCUGUACCAGAGGAAGUCCUGGACGGUAUGCAGACGGAGGAGCAGCUUGCAGAGGCACUAGGUGUUGUCAAUGAGGUCACAGACACAGAGGAGGAAGAGACAGGUGUUGAAAAGCAAGAAGAAGCAUCUGCUGUCAUUAACUGCAUCUCCUGUGGCAAAAGAUAUUUUGGUUUAAAUGUGUGCAAUGUGUGUGAGAACCCAUGUCACUCUAAUACUCCGUGUUCUAUGAGGAAUAACGAUGCUGAUGAGUCUGUGCUUUGUUCCAUCUGCAGUCGGAGUCAGAGUAUUCAUACUGAACAAAUGAAGUCCAACAUAGAACAACAGAAACAAGCCCAAAAAAUGAUCGAUAAUUCUGUGAAGAGAUUUCAACCAGCCAAGGUAGGGGAAACUGUGAUGGUUCCUGUUCCAUUAGUUGACCGCGGACGUGCAGAGUUUCCUAAUGUGAAGGCAGUUGUUUUUCAGGCAUUGGACAAUGGCACAUAUAAGCUUGGUACAAAACACGGCCUGCUUAAACAAGUGUACACUCGCAACCAAUUUACUCCAUGUCUAGAAAAAUUCCUUUCUCUUGAUGAUGUUGUACAGGAGCGGGAAGUAAGUCUGCGGGAAGUAGCAAUUGCAGAAUCAAUGGGACAAGGUCAGGGAUUCGCUAAAUGCUCUUGCACUAAGUCAUGUAUGACCAGACGCUGCAAGUGUUUAAAAAACUCUGUAUUAUGCAACAGCAGAUGCAAAUGCAGUGCCUCUUGCUCCAACAAGGUCGACACACAAUAAAAUUAGUUAUGUUCACUACGUUUUAUCAUUCCCUCGCUUUUUUUUUCAUCUGCCUGCUUGCUGUAUGGACAUUUUGUAAACUGACCAACGAUAAUUUUGUAAACUGACCAAAAUCUUGGUCG